Fomitopsis serialis is the source of this 722-nucleotide messenger RNA. RefSeq lists its product as uncharacterized. The record is from RefSeq and is a predicted model, not a curated record. Bases 152 to 553 code for a protein of 133 amino acids. Lineage: Eukaryota; Fungi; Basidiomycota; Agaricomycetes; Polyporales; Fomitopsidaceae. The transcript has a single exon.
UCACAGUGUUGUUCACCACUCGCCCGGUGCCGCGCUCAAUCGCGCCGUCGUGCCACAUAGGCAUAGCAAACACGGCGCGUCAAGCGUGGGGCACGCAAGAACGCCGGUUUGACCGCGAACGCAUCAUAAGUGCGUCUCAAGACACACUUGGAUGGACGGGAAAGGCCCAGGGACGCGUCAAAAGCGUCCGCGUUUGGGAACACAAUGGAUGGGCAAGCAUGGUGCGUACACCAAUUUCCGAGUGUGCAGCAGACAAACUGUCUGCUCGCCUGGUUCCUUAUUGAAGUCAUUCGCCUCGUUGCCCGCCCGCCCGCUCGUCCGCCCUCUCUCCUGCUUUCCCGCCUGCUCUCCAGCUUGCCAACUCUCUCGCUCACUUGCUGACUUGCCCACCCGUCGACUUGCACGCUUACUCGCCUGCCCGUUCUCUCAAGUGUACCCGUCUCUUGCGCAUUCUCUUACCUGGUGCCUCCCGCUCUCUCCCCCGUUCUCUCUCGCUCGCGUGCCCACUCUCUCCCGCGGUCUCUCUUGCCUGCGCACCCGGUCCCCUGCCUAGCCCAUCAUACCCGUUCUGCCUCGCGCACCUGUACUCCCUUGCGCACACAUCUGUUCCUCGUUGAUUGUGUCUGCUCUGCAGUGGUCACUCCCUUGGUCUUGCUUGUUUGCUGCCCGCUGCUGCUCGCCUGCGUGCUUGUUGUCCGCUCGCCCUGCCUGCCCAUUCACUU